Octodon degus (degu) is the source of this 3120-nucleotide messenger RNA. RefSeq names its product scavenger receptor cysteine-rich domain-containing protein SCART1-like. The transcript is spliced from 12 exons. The record is from RefSeq and is a predicted model, not a curated record. Lineage: Eukaryota; Metazoa; Chordata; Mammalia; Rodentia; Octodontidae. The coding region runs from base 1 to 3120 and encodes 1039 amino acids. Gene Ontology annotation, cellular component: membrane.
AUGAGACUGGGUGCUGCUCAGUCAUGGCUCCUGUUCCUGGCCUGCUGGAUGUUCCCUCCCGGCUUGGCUGGGGAGAAGUCCUUGAGUCUACUUGGGGGUGGAAACCAUUGUGAGGGCCUCCUGCAGGUGCAGUACAGUGAGUCUCAGGGCCCUGUGUGUGGGGACCACUGGGGUCUGGAGGAGGGUUCUGUGAUCUGCGCACAACUGGGCUGUGGUCCCGUGAUAUCUACCUCCCAAUAUGUUCUGAGGCCCGAGGAGAUGGGGCCGCUCUGGCUCUAUGGUACCCAGUGCCAGGGUGAAGAGGCUUCGCUAUGGCAGUGCUCCCUGGGGGACUGGAGGGCCAUCAGUGGUUGCAACUGCCAGUGUGUGGUGGUUAUUAUCUGCUCAGGUGGUACCUCAAGACCAAUUAGGCUGGCUGCCGGAGGCAGCCCCUGUGCUGGGAUCCCUGAGUUGACAAAUCCUGACAACUCAACCAUGAGGUGUGACCUGCAGAAGGAGGAGGUGAGCGUCUUGUGCAGGCAGCUGGAGUGUGGCUCCGCUUUGCAGUGGUCCAGAGCCCACCCCCAAGGGCGCCCUGGUAGCCCUGAGCAGAGAGUCGUGACCUGUCAGGGAACAGAACCCAGCCUUUUGCAUUGCAAGACCAACUUGAAUUUUCUAGAUCAGUGUGACCUGCCAGCCUACGCUGAGGUGGUGUGCACAGGACACGUGGAGGCUCGGCUUGUUGGCAGUGAGGACCUCUGUGCUGGGCGCCUGGAGAUUCAGCGGGGCUUGACCUGGGGCACAGUCUGUGACAGAGACCUGGACCUGCCCACCGCCCACGUGGUGUGCCGGGAGCUACAUUGUGGAACGGCUGUGUCUGUACUGGGAGGUGCCCACUUCGGCCAGGGCUCAGGGCCCGUGUGGACAGAAGCCUUUCGCUGCGCAGGCAAUGAAUUGCUGCUGUUCCACUGCCCGGGGGAACCUGGGAGUCAGUGCACACAUGACCAGGAUGCUGGGCUCAGGUGCUCAGGGGAAAGGUUCCGGCUAGUCGAUGGCAGCAGCCCUUGUGAGGGCCGUGUGGAGCUCCAGGUGCAGGGAGUCUGGGCACCCCUCUGUGCCACCCACUGGGGCUUGGUAGAUGCCACUGUCCUGUGCCAUCAGCUCAACUGUGGGAAUGUAGUGGCCACACCACGAGGAGGACGUUAUGGGUACGGGGAUGCUCCCAUCUGGCCAGAUGUGUUUCACUGUGUGGGAACAGAACCCCAUUUGUUGAGCUGCCCAUCCAGCACCCUGGGGGCGAAGCCCUGUGCCCAGGGAAAUUCUGCGUCUGCCUCUUGCUCAGGUCUCCCUGGAGCCCUUAGACUGAGGGAUGGGCAGAGUCGCUGUGAUGGUCGUGUGGAGGUCUCUCUGGAUGGAGUGUGGGGCCGUGUCCUAGAUGAUGCCUGGGACCUGCGUGAUGCCAGUGUCGUGUGCCGGCAGCUGGGGUGUGGAGAGGCCCAGCGAGCCUAUGACACAACGGCUCCUGGCCUUGGAGCUGUCCCGGUGGGGCUGAGCCAGGUGCACUGCAUGGGCGCAGAGUCCCGCCUGACCCAGUGUGAUGUAUCAGUGUCCUUGCUGGUGCCUGCGGGGUCUUCACGGGACGUGGGUGUCGUGUGCACUGGGAGCCUUCGGGUGCGGCUGGCUGGGGGCCCUGGCCGCUGUGCAGGGCGUGUGGAGGUGCUGCAGCAAGGCACCUGGGGCACAGUGUGUGACGACGCCUGGGACCUGCAGGACGCUCACGUGGUCUGUGAGCAGCUGGGCUGUGGCCGUGCCCUCAGUGCCCCAGGGGCUGCCCACUUCGGUUCAGGAUCUGGGCCCAUCUGGAUGGAUGAGUUGGGCUGCCUGGGCAACGAGUCUGCACUGUGGCAUUGUCCAUCACCAGGUUGGGGCCAACAUGACUGUGGCCACAAAGAGGAUGCCGGGGUCUUCUGCUCAGAAUUCACAGAUCUCAGGUUGCAGAAUUAUGGACAGCCAUGUGCAGGGCGGCUGGAAGUUUUCUACAAUGGCACUUGGGGUGGAGUCUGUCAAACCCUGAGUGCCACCUCCUUGGGCAUCCUGUGUGGGCAGCUGGACUGUGGGCCCCAAGGGCAGCUGCUGGCCAGGCCAGAGAGUCAGCCUUCCCCUGAGAUUUUCUGGCUGGCCUCCAUUCAGUGCAGGCCCAGGCAUGACAGGUUCCUGUGGCAGUGCCCCUCAGCCCCCUGGGACAAGCAUUCCUGCUCCCGCCAGGAGGAGGCCUGGAUCCUGUGUGCAGAGAAGGCAGAAAUUCCUGAGGACCAUGACCAGACUUCCAACUGCUCAUCCACGCUCAGCUGCCCAGAGGAGGCCACACUGCGGGUGAGUGGCGGCGAGGACGAGUGCUCAGGGCGUGUGGAGCUUUGGCACUCAGGCUCCUGGGGCACGGUGUGUGAUGACUCCUGGGACCUGGCCGAUGCUGAUGUUGUGUGCCGACAGCUGGGCUGUGGCCAGGCCACACAUGCCGUGAAGGAGGCUGCAUUUGGUCCUGGCUCAGGGCCUGUGUGGCUGGACGAAGUUGGGUGCCGUGGCAGUGAGGCAUCACUGUUAGACUGCUUGGCCGAGUCUUGGGGGCACAGUGACUGUACACACAAGGAGGACGCAGGUGUGCGCUGCUCUGGUGAGCCUGUGAUUUGGAGGCUCAGGGCCACUGCCUCUAAAUCCCCUUCUUUGGCCCCUCCACCUGUUGCUGAGCCCUGGACUCUACCUGAGACCACCUGCCUGAUUCUUGGCUGCCUGCUGGGCCUUGUCUUCCUUGUUCUGGUUGUUCAACGUUGCUACAGCAAAGCUGCCUACAUGGCAUCUGGACUCUCUGAGCCCCUGCCCUCUGAAGGUGUCUAUGAGGAUAUCGAACCUGUGCCUGUGGAGGAGAAAGAGGGGCCUUCAGUGUCUGGGGACCCAGCGUUGGAGGAUUAUGAUGACAUAGAAGAGCCCCAGGAAGGCCAUGGGGAGGAAGCAGAGGAAGCAGAGGUGUCCAGAGUCCUGCUCACUCCCAUGGGUGUGCAUCUCUGUGCUGUUGGGUUCAUUGUGCUCUUUUUGCUCUACUGCUUCUACUCAGAGAGCUCUAUCCCCAUUGAUGCCUACAUUUAA